UGGGCUUAGGGAUGAAGGAGCGUCGCUUAUUGGUCUGGUUGUUUGGAUCUGAGUGGUCGUCUACGCAUAGUAUCAUCCUUCAUAGGUCACAAUGGUACUCGAUGUGCCUGACCUGGAAACAUAAAGGCAGACUGGCCCUGUACAUUGAUGGCCAGCAGAAGAUAAUCACAACAGAUACUCCCUCCCUUUCCCGCAAACUGUCCCCCAAUGGGACGCUUACUCUCGGUGCGUCCCGCAGCGUGGUCAACGGUAUUACAUUUCCUGCUCUGGUGGGCAAAUUAUCUCUGUUUCGGCUAUGGGGGCGAGAACGCAGCAAACAGGAUGUGACAUCACUGAGAUGCACAGAGGGGGACGUUGUGAAGUGGGCGAGAGACAACUGGGACACCCCGGUCUGUGAUGUGUUUUCAAAUUCCAGCCUGGAGUGUGAAUGGUCCGUGUACGAAGUGAGACUGAUGUUUCUCAUCAUGCGCUCCGAUGGGAAAAACAACACAGAGCUCUACACGGCCAGAGACAUCGCACAUACCUGGCUCAGAACGGUUCUGCCGAUCACCUUCUUCCUAAACAGAGUGUCCGUGUUCGAAGUACCCAGAUCCAGGAAAAACAACAGCUUUGUGAAUGAAAACAAGCUGGUGCGGUGGUCUCCCUCUUCCAAAAGGUUUGACUGCCUGGUUCAUAUCAACGUUAUCCCCAAGCUGAACGUGGCAACCGUGAAAAAUAUGAUCCCCACAGAACUGAGGAGCAUCUACUACGACCCCAAAGAGAAUCUCCAGCUGCAGGCUGAUUGUGACAGCAUACACACCACACCUGUUGAAAGUUUCUCCGCUGUUACCAUGAGUCCUUCUGGAGAGGUAACAGAAUCCUCUCCAGUCACAACCACCACAUUUAAAACCACAACAUCCAUUAAAACGACUAGCACCCCCACAAGUGUCCCUACCACUGUAGCUCCAGUCACAACCUUGAAUACAACAACCCCGGCAAAUGUCUCUGAGCUGUAUUUUGAGGUUAAGAUGAAUAUUACCCUAACAGGAGACUCUGACCCAGGACAGACUGUUUCCACCUGGCUUAACUCCAGUCUACCAGAUGACAUGAUGAUGGUGCUUGACCUCCAGCUGCUCCCCAAAACUCAAAGGCAUCAGCAUAAACUGCAAUCCACUGCUAACAAAGUGUUUGGGCCCAGCAUUUCAAGAGAGAGCUGUAUUUUCCAGGUUUUGGUCAUGAUGUCGCAGUUGAACACACAGGAAAUAAAAACACAGAUACGACACCUACUGCUGACGCCCUACAUCAACGAAUUGAUCUCCAUAGAAAUUGAGGACAUACAGAUAAGCCGCAUAUUGAUAACUAAGUGCAACGCAGAAAGCCACCUGACGAUGAAAGGCCUGUUUGUGUGGCCAGACACUCCAGGAGGAAAAAAUGCAUCUCAGCCGUGCCCAAAAAACCCUCUAUGCCACGCCAGACGACACUGCAAACUGUGCCACAGAACUCACUGGCUGGUCUCAGACCUGGAGGACUGUGGUCUGGUGGUGGAGACCAUCCCUGAUCUGAAUCAUGUUGAAGUCACUGCUGAAAAUGCACUGGAGGUGGUGGAGAUGAUUGAGGAUUUAUUGAGCGACCACUCCACACUGAACUACCAGGAGGUGGCCACAGUCCUCAACAAGCUGGAGGACAUUGUGAAUCUCAGCAGGGUCACACCAUGCCUGGGCCAAGCUCUCAUCAACAUCAUCUCUGACAUACUGGAGUCUGACAGCAACCUGGUGCCUUUUACUAACAUGAUCCUCAACAUCACAGAGGCAGUGGGAGACAGGAUGGUGGGCUACGAGGGCUCCUCCACCCUGACUGCCCCCUCCAUUGCUAUCUCAGUGGUGGAUGUAGUUCCUGGAGAGUUCAGCAGUUUAACUUUCGGAGUGUCAUCUGACCGCGCAGGCAAAAAGCCUGAGAUCUUCAUCAACAGCUAUCCCUUCAACCGAACAGUGGCUUUCAUCUCCCUGCCGUCCGUCCUGCAGCACAGCUUCCCAGAGAACAGCUCCACCCAGAGCCCACCCAGAGUCAAGUUUCAGUUCUUCGGCAUCCCAAUGCUCUUCAAGAACAGCCAACAGGGGCACGUCCUCAACACCUUUGUGGUUUCAGCCAGUGUGACCAACGCCAGCGCUCCAAUCAAAGACCUGGAUGAAGACGUGGAAGUCAUGCUCUACCAUCUAAUACCCAACACACUUCACAGGGACGUGCAGUGCGUGUACUGGAACUUCAAUAAAAACAAUGGACACGGAGGCUGGGAUGAUGACGGCUGCAGGAAAGACAACAGCAGCUCUCAGUACACAACGUGCCUGUGUGAUCAUCUCACACACUUCGGAGUUCUUCUGGACGUCUCCAGGACUCCGUUGGACCCGGCUAAUGAGCAGAUCCUCACCAUCAUCACUUACGUUGGAUGUGGAGUCUCCUCAGUGUUUUUGGGAAUCACUGUUCUCACCUACACAGCUUUCGAGAAGCUUCGUCGGGACUACCCCUCUCAGAUCCUGAUCCACCUCUCCCUGGCGCUGCUGGGCUUGAACCUGGUGUUUCUGGUUAACUCGUGGCUGUCUUCCUGGGGUCUGUACGGCCUCUGCGUGGCUGUAGCAUCCACAAUGCAUUACUUCCUCCUGGCGUCAUUCACCUGGAUGGGGUUAGAGGCCGUUAACAUGUACUUUGCACUCGUCAAAGUCUUCAACGUCUAUGUGCCCUCUUACAUCCUAAAGUUCUGCUCUCUGGGGUGGGGGAUUCCUCUGGUUAUCUGCAUCCUGGUGCUUAUCGUGAACAGAGAGGCCUACGGCAGUCACCUCUACACACACGGUCAACAAAGCCUGAAGACAACUCUAGACAACUCUGACAACUUCUGUUGGCUCCAGGACGAUCUGACAUUUUACGUGUCCGUGGUUGCUUAUGCCGCGCUGGUCUUUCUCUUCAACAUUGCGGUUUUUGUCGUGGUUCUGAUCCAGAUUCGUCACAUGCGAGUCAACAGGCCGGCUGGGAUUCGCAGCGGACUCAUGCACGACCUGAAGGGAGUAGCCAGUAUCACUCUGUUACUGGGACUCACCUGGACUGUUGGCUUCUUCACGGUGGGACCAGCCAGAGUAGUUCUGUUCUACCUUUUCGCUGGACUCAACACCCUGCAAGGACUUUUCAUCUUCCUAUUCCACUGUCUGAUGAAGGAAAAUGUCAGGAAACAGUGGAGGAUUCACCUCUGCUUUGGACGUUUUCGACUUGAUGAGUAUUCUGACUACAGCAACUCGGGAUCAGUGGGAGUGACGGCCAAACCCAAAUCAAAUCCUCCAAAAGUGCCAGUACCAUCGGUGGAUUCUGUGAAGUCCAGCUCCACAGAGAGCACAUCAGCGUCCUCUGACUCCAGCCAGAGAGACUCGUCCUGCAAGAGACCAAACCUGGGCCUUUUCGUGAAUUCCCUGGCUCUCCCUCGUGCCCAGAAGAGCCCCUCUGAUACAGGAGCUCUGCCCUCCCCCAGGGGGGAGAACCCAACACCUGGCUGGAGGAAUCACUUGCUUGGCCAGCAAGGAAACAGAUAAAACACAAAGAACCACAGACACAUGCAAAUGCUAGAAACUGACAUGAAAUCUUGAAGACCGAAACAGCAGUUUUAACAUGCAUUUGUUUUUUAACAUAAGAUAGAUAUCAAAUUAAUUCCUUUGUAAUCCAGCUUCAUUAGAUCAUUUUAUCGUGCAAUCCUAUUGUCUUUUUGUUUUUGCCAACUACUGAUAAAGAGCCUGUAAUUAUGAAGUCAUGAGUAGUUGCAUCAGUUCCAAUGAGGAGUUGGUUGCCAAGCAACUGGUGAGAUGGAGC
Messenger RNA from Trematomus bernacchii (emerald rockcod), 3825 nucleotides. It is a transcript of the gene adgrg4b, whose product is annotated as adhesion G-protein coupled receptor G4. Gene Ontology annotation, molecular function: G protein-coupled receptor activity. Gene Ontology annotation, cellular component: membrane. NCBI's taxonomy places the organism in Eukaryota, Metazoa, Chordata, Actinopteri, Perciformes, Nototheniidae. The transcript is spliced from 29 exons. The record is from RefSeq and is a predicted model, not a curated record. The coding region runs from base 12 to 3551 and encodes 1179 amino acids. Gene Ontology annotation, biological process: adenylate cyclase-activating G protein-coupled receptor signaling pathway; cell surface receptor signaling pathway.